Messenger RNA from Biomphalaria glabrata, 4697 nucleotides. RefSeq lists its product as uncharacterized. The record is from RefSeq and is a predicted model, not a curated record. NCBI's taxonomy places the organism in Eukaryota, Metazoa, Mollusca, Gastropoda, Planorbidae. The transcript has 5 exons. The coding region runs from base 987 to 2354 and encodes 455 amino acids.
AAACCAGGUCGAACCCUGUCUAAGUGCUUUAAAUACAUUAAAAAAAAAAAUGUAAACUAGUUCAGUUGGAAUAAGAAAUGUUGUUGAAUAAAGCGACCAUCAGAAGAUCUCAAAGACAGCAAAUAUGUUUUUGUAGCUUCAAGAAAAUGGAGCUUUUCUGGCCAGUUCUCUGCAUUUAAUGGUGACUUGAAACCUUUAUUGUGCAGAUUUCUAGAGUUUAAUACAUCAAACAAUGCAGGAUCUGUGAAAGCUGUUUCAAGGGAUUGAACAUUUUUCAAUUUACAUCCCAAAAGCUCACAUGUCGAGAAGUUAACAGGAUGUCCAUCCAUUGUUAAUGAUCAUACUUUCAUUCUAAUGUUGUGGAGCUCUGAUAAAAUAUCUAGCAGUAUUUGCUUUUGUGUGACUGCACCAAUGCAAUUAGUGAAAUAAUAGGCAAUAGGAGCUUUCCAAUUUCCCCUUAAACCAACUAUAAGCACAACAAGGGCUUCUGUUGCUUCCAAUUCUUCUUUAUCAUGUUGGUGUCCAAGAUUCACAAACCCAGUCAUAAUUUUGUUAUGUGCAUCAUAGCAAAUGUGUUUUUUUAAAGACAUUGCGUCUAACAUGCAAGCCACAUUUGUGUAUACUCUGGAUUGUCUAUCACAAGUUGCUUCAAUGCUUCCAUUAUGCAUCGGUUUAUUUCUGGAGAGCCAUCAAUUUUGGAUAUUCUCCUGAGGAAAAAGGAAAAACCUCCCACACCAUUAUCAGAAUUUGUGGACGAAGAGCUCUCUGCAUUGAUUCUGUAAGUUGAAGGGUUGACAUUUUCAAUCUAGAGUCAGAAAUUGGAAACUUAUGUGAUAACUGGAGCGGAAAUAACAUUCCACCAUAUAUCAAUAAACCUUUUAAAGAAAUAUUGGAUACAACAUAUUCAUAAAUAACUAAAAAAAAAACCAACAACAUCGCAGUUGCCUUAUAGACUUUCAUUGGUAAUUUUUUUUGUAGCCAACAAAAUGAGUAUCAGGCACUCUCGGCGGGAUAAGCUUUUCUCUACUUCGGACACCCUUUUUUCCGAAAGAGAUUCCAUUAAAAAUGUAAAAGAAUGGCUUAUAAUUACAGUUCGUCUUUUAUCCAAUAUUGUGUCAUUGGGAAAAAGUAAGAAAUUAUGGAAUAAACAAAACAAACCUGAAUGGUGGGAUGAGAAGGUGGAACAAGCUUGGAAAAACCCAACAAAAAAUCCUAAAGACAGAAAAGAGUUUUUAGUAAAGAAAUACUUGGUUCUUGAGGAACAUUUGAAAUCUAUAGAUAAGUUACCUGAACAAGUGAAAGAGCAAGCCAAGUUAUGGAGGAAUAGGGAAAAGCAGAAAUUAUUUCUACUAACAGAAUUUCACACUCUUUUGAACACGUGUGAAACCUUGCCUACAUUAUGUGCUUUAUUUUUUAAAAAACUAAAACGCAAAAAUUCCAAGCUGAUUAUAAGCUGUAAAAAUAGUUUUAUCAAAUGUCUACAAACCAUUUCAAAAGAUUUUGAAAAAGAAGUCACAGAGUCAGUUGGAGUCGAAGGACAUUCUAGUGUUGAUGAAAACGAAAACAACUUUCCUCCUAACAAAAAAAGAAAAUUGGAGUUUUUUCAGGAUGUGCCAAAUCUCAGGACAUCAGCACAAAAGGAGAAUUCUAAAUACACUAGCGUCGCCAAUAGUACGUCACAUAAAACAAUGGAUAAAAAUGUUUGUCAUAGUUCAGAUACGGUAAUGCCAUUUAAAAACAUUAAAAAAGAUGAUUGUAAUUCAAAUCCUUCAGUAAACGAUCUUAACCUUAGGACUCAAAUAACGACUGUGGAAUAUGACGAUAUCGUAAAGAUUGAUACAUCUCCAGAUUCUGAAAGCUUCUCGUAUUUUAAUGGCUCUACUGUAUAUGCUGACAGUUCUAACGUUAAAAAUACUGUAUCUUCCACGUUUAUACGUACAAGUUCAGAACUUAGUGAUUCGUCUGUUAAUAAAAAAGUUAUUGAAAAACCUAUUCACAACAACGUUGACGACAGUUCAGAAAGCCCAGCAGAUUUUGAAAGUACUUCGGCAAGCGUUCAAUCAGACAGAAUAACAGACAUGUCCGACCAAUAUGAAGUGAACAAAGACGUUGGCAAUUUUUGUCAAGACGAUAAAUCAAGAUUCUCGAAUUCAAAUUCUGAACAAUCUUUUUCUUCUAAAGCAACUGAAAUCUGCCCAACCUCUGCCACUUCAGAUCAUGUUACUCGACUAAGAGAGGAAAACUGUAAUAUGGUUGAUUUGUUGACUAGUUCUUUUGAUUCUAAAGAUCUCUUGUCAGACUUAAGUAAAUUUACUUAUGAUCCUAAAGAUCGCUUUUCAGAGUUCUCCUUUUGAUUACAUCCUUCUUUAGGUUUACUCAUUUUGAAUGACUUGAUCCUUUAAUAAAUAAAAUUUCCAAUGAUUCACUUGAUCACACAAACUUUAUCGCCAUAAAUGGAUACAUUGGUAAGGUGUUCGUGUAAGUCUCGUGUAUAGGAGGAUGAACAAUAAAAUGAACAAAAAAAAAAAGAAAGUAAAGUGCUGUUACAAAGAAUCACAAAAAACAAGAAAAAAAAACAACACAUUAAAGAUACUUAAAAAAAAAGACGCUUCCUUUAUACAACUUUAAGGUAGAUAUUUUUUCGUUCUCUAGGUUUUUCAAAAUUGAAAAAUUAUAACGGCAAUCUAGAGUUUUUUUCAGUGUGGUCAAUGAGCUAGCAAUUCUUUUCCAACGAUAUACAUCAAUUGCCAAAUUUCUAGGGAAAAUCGUUAGAGACGUUUUUCGAGAUUCGUAUCCAGGUUCCACCCAAAAGGUUUUUGCCACCCAGAAACACUGGCGGAUCCGGGGGAUGGGGGGGGGGGAGUGCGGUAGGGGCGAUCACCCCCCCCCCCUUGAAAGGGGGGGGGGGAGCGGACGAAUUUUAGUAAAGAAUUCACACAAUUUGUAUACGAAUUUAUUACUUAUGUUAAUAAAAUAUACUAAUUAUUUAUAUUUUAACCUAUUUUUAGAUUAUUUUCCCCUUCCCCCCUCUAGUGUGUUGGCCGAUUUGGUGGGGUCGGGAGGGGGCGAUGGCAUCAUUUCCGCCCCCCCCCUCCCCAUAUAAAUUUCGAGUGGGGGGGCGGUCCAAAUUAUUUGUAGAAAUCACAGCUCGCUAGCAGAAUAUAAUAAAUAUCUAUAUGAUUAAAACUUGUUAUUGAUGUUUUAAUCCAGUGAUGCCCAAAAUACGACCCGCUGGCCAGAUCCGGACCGCGACGUGGUUCUAUCCGGCCCGCCGAAACGUCGGCACAAAGUGUAGAAAAUCCCUUCUCCCAUUUAAAAACAAAAAAAGGUUGAAAAAAGUAUCUUACGAACAUUAGGGUCCUGACUUUAUCUCUGAUGAAUUUGUUACCAUGACAUUUAACAAUGGUACUUUUAUGAAAUGGAAAGAAAAUACAAGUGAACUCUGAAUGUAGAAUCUACCAGGAAAAGUUGAACGAAGCUUUUACUUUUAGUGGAACAUGAUCAUAAGCCAACAUAUUUGAUUUGUAAAGAAAGUAGCUUAAAAACACAACAACAUAUAAGUAGCAUUAUAAAACAGAUAUGAAGGCAUUCUUGGUUUGAGCCGCUAAUAAGAAAAAGUUAAGUUACUGCUUAGAGAUAGAAGGAUUUAUGGGAAAAUUUAACAAAAAGAGACAAAAAAAAAAAAGUCGUCAGCUAGCUAACUGUUGCUUACAUUUUAAGUUUAAGCUAUUUUCCGAAGUAAAAAAAGAUAACUUGUAGAUAUCCCAUUAAUUAAUGUAAGUGCUAGAUCCUUAAUUUUGUAAUCAAAUUGUUACAGGUCGAUUUCAUUUCGUGUUUGUACCGUUGCGGUUAUGUGACCCGCGACACGAGUGUCGGAAAUUAAAAUGGCCCGCAGGUCGGAUUAGGUUGGGCAUCACUGUUUUAACCAAUCUUUAUAUUAUGUCGUUCCCCUGUUGGCCAAUUGGGUGGGUGGGGUGGGAGGCGAAUAUCUCUACUGCCCUUCCCACCUAAACCCUUUGAGUGUGUGUGUGGGGGGCGGUCCUACUUUUAGGGGAAAUCAUAGCUGGUGAACAAUUUAGAUCAACUAAAAUAUAGUAUUUAUAUUAUGUCGCUCCCCUUCUGGUUGAUAUCUUGGACGAUUCAGUGGGGUAAGGGUGGGAAGUGAUUGCAUCUACUGCCCUUCCCACUCUAGCCCUCUGAGUGGGGGGGGGGUGCGGUCCUAUUUUUAAGGAGAAAUCAUAGUUUGUGAACAAAAUUAGUUGAAUAUGUAUAUAAUAUAUACUACGUGAACCCAUUGUAUAUUAUGUCGCACCACACUCUAAUCUCAAAUUUUAUCAUUAGUAAAUAUAAAAUGAAAAAGAGUUGUACCAGGUGGGAGGGGCGAUACAUGCAAUCGCCUUCCGCCCAUGGGACAAACCAUUACUUUUUCUUUUUGUAGUUUAUGUAAUUUCACAAAAAUUUUUAAGAAAGACUUUGCUUUGGAAAAUUUAGGAUUCAUACGAAAUUUUUCAAUAUAAGAGUAACGAUUGAGAUGAGUUCUGAACCCAAGUAUUCUUUUCCUAGUCGCCUUUUUCCCACUUUUACUCAAUAUGAUAUUUUUCUAGUUAAAUAAAUUUGGGACAAUAGCUCACAAUUUAUGUUUGAAUCCUAAAAGUGCAAAAAAAAAAAAAAAAAAAAAUUAGAGUAGAAUCUUAAUU